AUGGAUAUCAUGCACUGCUCCAAGUCCGACCAUGCUGCGGGACGAACCUGGAAUGAAAAGCCGUUGAAAAAAGUUCCUACAGGCUCUUCUUCGUCAAAUACACUGACAACUCACCUAAGCCUCGACACUCAGUCCGCGGUCCCUAACGGAUCUGACUCCCCAGCCACGGCAACGCGAACACCCAAUGGUCAUACACUGGAGGAGAUCGCCCGAUACCAACAUUUUACAUUGCGCACGUUACCAGCAUGGAUCCGAUCGGUCGAAGAAAUCGAUGAUGACGCCGAGGAAGCCGCGGCAACGGACCGAUUACUACCCUCCCAGCCUCGCGAUGCGCAGGUUGCUCAGCAUAACCACACUCCUUACAAUAUCUCCAGCCACGACUUUGCACAAAUCCAUGAUCCAGGUUUCUCCGAAGAGACCGUGCCGAACCGGGAAUCACGAUGGGCGACGUUUUCGCGUAUGAUUCAGUACCCCCGCGAGUAUGUGGAUGAAUCAAAAGAGGUCACAUCGGAUUGGUUGAAUGAUAAUCAUGGGAAUUACUCGGAGCCAUGGCGCGGCAAGCUCCUGGACGGAGAUAGCCCCGAGAACCCCUUGCACAUCAACGCGCGUAGGCGGGAGAUCUGGAUCAAGCGCUUCCAAACCUCGCUGCUGAGAAGUCCAAUGGUGCCGCUGAUCCUACGACUGACGGUCUGGUGCUUCUCGUUGUCUGCAUUGGCUUUGGGUGGAUCUAUACAGCAUUUGUCGGACAAGGGCCACACUGACCAGGGCCCGUCAGCACUGAUGGCAAUCAUUGUUGACGCGGUAGCUCUGGUUUACCUUGUGUACAUCACUUUCGAUGAAUACACGUCGAAACCUCUGGGCUUGCGCUCUCCGUCAGCCAAGGCACGGCUCAUUCUUCUCGAUCUAUUUUUCAUCGUUUUUGACUCUGCCAAUCUGAGCUUGGCAUUCAACUCCCUAUCCGAGGUGACGGGCUCCUGUACGGAAGCCGAGGUCAAUCAAAUAUUCGACCCCCGGAAUGACAAUAUCUGCGUACGACAGAAGGCUCUUGCAUCAGUUUUAUUGAUUGCACUGCUUGCUUGGCUCUUGACCUUUUGCCUCAGCGUUCUCAGGCUCGUUGAAAGAGUGAAACACUGA
Messenger RNA from Penicillium cataractarum, 1134 nucleotides. RefSeq names its product phospholipase D regulator. Bases 1 to 1134 code for a protein of 377 amino acids. Gene Ontology annotation, cellular component: fungal-type vacuole; cell periphery. Gene Ontology annotation, biological process: positive regulation of catalytic activity. The record is from RefSeq and is a predicted model, not a curated record. The transcript has 3 exons. NCBI's taxonomy places the organism in Eukaryota, Fungi, Ascomycota, Eurotiomycetes, Eurotiales, Aspergillaceae.